CCGCCACGCUGCUCCACUGAGCUGCUGCACGGACCACAGGUCCAGAGUACCUUCUGUAGACAUGAGGCUCUUCCUGUCGCUGCCCGUCCUGGGACUCAUCCUGUUCAUGGCUUUGGAAGGCCCGGCCCCAGCACAGGCCACCCCAGACUUCACCAGCACCUUGGAGGGCCUCCCGGCCAAGCUGAAGGAGUUCGGGAGCACCCUGGAGGACAAGGCCCGGGCAGCCAUCGAGCACAUAAAGCAGAGUGACCUUCCCGCCAAGACCCG
Messenger RNA from Chinchilla lanigera (long-tailed chinchilla), 267 nucleotides. It is a transcript of the gene Apoc1, whose product is annotated as apolipoprotein C-I. Gene Ontology annotation, molecular function: phospholipase inhibitor activity; fatty acid binding. Gene Ontology annotation, cellular component: high-density lipoprotein particle; extracellular region; very-low-density lipoprotein particle. Lineage: Eukaryota; Metazoa; Chordata; Mammalia; Rodentia; Chinchillidae. Gene Ontology annotation, biological process: negative regulation of cholesterol transport; negative regulation of very-low-density lipoprotein particle clearance; triglyceride metabolic process. The record is from RefSeq and is a predicted model, not a curated record.